UAAUAACAGUAUUUAGUUUGUUGGUUUUUGUCUCUGCUAACAUUUCACAUUUUGAAAUAUUUGCCCACUCCUCUUUGCAGAACUGCUCAAGUUCAGUUAAAUUUGAUGGUGACCAUUCAAGUCAUUCCAUAGAUUUUCAGUGGGCUUUAAGUCUGGACUCUGACUAUGCAAGUACAUUCAACUUUUCUCCUUCAAUCACUGUGUGUUCAGUUUUGCAGUGUUCUUUGGGUCAUUGUCAUGUUUGAAGGUAAAUCUUCUUCCCAUUGACAACAGAAGGCAGCAGAUUUUUCUCAAGAAUUGGAUGGUAUUUUGUAUAUUGGAUGUGUUCUUUCCCACCUACUGUACUAAUGGGGAUCAACUCUACCUAUCCCACCUCUCUCUCUCUCUCUCCUCACGCGAUAAGCAAGUUACAACGGGAACUCAACUUCUUAAAGCUCAUCUCGGAAACCUGCAUGAACGGAGCGGAUCUUUGGAUGUGUUUACAACGGGUCUGGAUCUCAUCUCCACAGCAAAGCCUCACGUUAUAAUCUAUCGGAAGAGGACGGCUAAAAUUAACUUUAAACAUUGAGACGAUCUGCACUGCAAAUGGAUGUUCAAAGUUUAGUACAAUGUGGAAAGGCAAGGCUAAUUUUUCCUUUCUGCCUGGGAUUCGACAAUGUCGUUUAUUUAACUAUGAUCUAACUGAAGGCGCUUUGCUGUGAUCAGACUUUGCCUGCGAGCAUCAUCCGUGGAAAUCGCUCAUUCAGCGGCGACAGCAUCACCAAUGGCGUGAUCAUACGAUUCAUUGUCUUUGCAAUGGAUGAUAAAUCCAACAAACUCCUUUUAGUGCCUGUUUUGACCGUUUUAUUUGUCAUGAUCGGCUAUCAGUACGUCUGUCCUGCGGGGAGCACGUCCUGUCGGUUUGGUAAUGGAGAGAGUUUUCCGUUCUCCAAAUAUCCAGCAGACGUCAAGAGAAAGUCUCCGGAUCCGGACGAGGACGCUCCGUUUAGAUUCCCGUCUAAAUUCAACUUCACGCGCGAGGACCUCGAACGCCACGUGGAUUUCGACAUCAAGGGGAACGACGUGAUCGUGUUCCUCCACAUCCAGAAGACCGGAGGAACGACGUUCGGGAAGCACCUGGUGCGGAACAUCCACCUGGAGCGACCGUGCGACUGCCGCUCCGGCCAGAAGAAAUGCACGUGUCACCGACCCGGUAAAGCGGAGUCGUGGCUCUUCUCGCGGUUCUCCACGGGCUGGAGUUGCGGUUUGCACGCGGACUGGACCGAGCUCACGAACUGUGUGCCUGCUGUGAUGAAUAAAAAGCUAAAGAAAGAUGCGCCAUCGAACAGGCGGAACUUCUACUACAUCUCGCUCUUGCGGGACCCCGUGUCACGCUACCUGAGCGAGUGGAAGCACGUGCAGCGCGGCGCCACAUGGAAGACAGCGCUUCACAUGUGUGACGGACGUCCUCCCACUCCAGACGAGCUGCCGGCCUGCUACAGCAGUGAAGACUGGACCGGCGUGUCUCUGGAGGAGUUCAUGGCCUGUCCUUCAAACCUGGCCAACAACCGGCAGACUCGCAUGCUGGCUGAUCUCAGCCUGGUGGGCUGCUACAACCUGUCCUCCAUGAGCGAAGAGCGGCGCGCCGAGCUGCUCCUCAGCAGCGCCAAGCGCAACCUGCUUCACAUGGCUUUCUUCGGCCUAACUGAGUUCCAGCGUAAAACACAAUUCCUUUUUGAGAGGACGUUCGGCUUGCACUUCAUCACCGCCUUCACUCAGAUUAACGGGACGCGGGCGGCCGGGGUCACGGUUGGGACGUCUACCCGGAGGCGCAUAGAGGAGUUGAACGCACUAGACAUGCAGUUGUAUGAAUACGCGCGGGAGCUUUUCUCACAGCGCGUGCAGUACUGCCACCAUCAGGAGCGGCAGGAGGAGAGAGAGAGGAAACGACAACAACGCAGGAGAAUGAAGGAACAGAAAGCAUCGCAGAUUCAACAACAGGAGGAUGACGAACAAAAAGACUUGGAGCAGGAAAAUAUGGAGUUAACUGGAGUGACGGAGGACUACAGCAGCCAGGUGGUGCGGUGGUGAUGCUGUGCUCUCUGGCUGUGUUCAGACUAACAUUACUCUUACUAUCGUGGUAGUAUGUAGUAGGCAUAUUGUUCAUAUUACGCACUGCGCUUACUAACUUACACACUUAAAAUUGGUUUUCCAAAAAGGUGGUUUUCACAAUGAUGCCAUAGAAGAACCAUUGGUUCCCCAAUGAACCUCUCAGUGAACAGUUCUUAAAAGAACCAUAAUCACCCUGAUCUUCUUGAAACAUUUCCUUAAGUACUCAGACCAAGACAAACAGCCUCCAAAUGGAGACAGGAACUAAAAAUGUGGAAUUUGCAUUGAUCAAGGCCUAGACGUGGAGAUUUUACACCGUUUGGGGACAGAUGGUAAUUUGCAUGGAAGUCACUAAUGGCACACCAUGUACAAUAAGCAAAACACAUCUAAACUUUUAGGAUCUUUAUUACCUUUUAGUUUACUUGUAAGAUUAAGAUCAUUGUACCAGUCACACUGAGGCAUGCCAAACAUGAAUGUGAAUAUCACUUGCAUUCACAAAGAACAUUAGAUUAUGCUAUUGACCAUUCUGAGCGAGCUGAGUGAAGGGAAGGAAGUAGGGGAAAAAGAACAAAUGUAAAAAAAACUGUCCUGCAUUCUCUGUCAGUGAGCUGUGAAAACAGAUGCUUUUAUGUUAAUACACUUUAUUUGUACUGUCCAUAUCUCAAAGGGUCUGAGGUUCUUCCAGCCUUACAACAGAAACAAAAUUGUGUACUGUAUUGAAGCAGAAAUGUCCUUUUUGUUAAUAUACCUGCAUUAACCAUCAAUGUACACUCUUAAAAAGAAAAGUUCUACAUUAGCAUUGAUGGUUCCGUGAAGAACCUUUAACAUCUUUGGAAUCUUUACAUUCCACAAAAGGUUCUUUUUAGUGGAAAAAAAGUGAUUUGGAUUUUAAAAUGUUCUUUACACUAAGAAAAACAUUUUUUUUAAAGAAAAGGUUAAGUGAAAGGUUCUUUGGGGAACCAAAAUUGGUUCUUCUACUGCAUUGUUACUAAAAGCCUCUUUUGGAACCUGUACGAGUGUGUAAAAUUAUUAACAGGAAGAUCCAGCUAGAUGGAGCAAAACAAAUGCAGAAGGAGUUUUUUUUUUUUUUUUACUUGACAAAUGUUGUGCAAUGGCCAAAUAUGUCCAUCUGAUGCAUGUUUACAUAGCUCAGUCCAUUAAAAAUAGCACAGAUGGAGCACAAUAACACAUUGUGUGAAUGGCUCAAAGCAGUAUAUGCUUCACCUGCAUAUACUUUCCACUUACUAUUCACUUGGCAAUGAUGUGUGCUUGUUUGUCACUCUAAAUUAAAACUUUAUUAGACUAUUUAUUUUUCUGUCCUAACCAUGCAUCAUUAAAUAAUUGCAAUUUAACCCUGCAAAGAUGAAAUAGUCAGAAAAUUAAAAUUUUUUAAAUGAAAAAGUUUAUUUAUGGAACAGGUUUAAUAUGAUUUUUCUAAAAAAUAAAAAAGCUAUAUAUAUAAUGUAUAGAUAAUAAAUAUUUCAAUUAAUGGCUUUUUGCAUAUCCAAUAUGAUACAGUAGGCUUUAUAGUGUUAGUAUUUGUAUUUAGCAUUGUGUCCACAACUCUACAUGAGCACCCUAGGAUUGCAACCCAUCAGUAGAGAACAACUGCAAGCAAAUAGAGUGCAAUGUGCUCACAGUCACCGAGAUUUUGCAAAGUAAGACAUGAUCCUGGAUCAACAUUACUGUCCAAAAAUAUAGACUUAACCCAAUCCCUACCUAUAAUUUAUUUCUAAAAUCAGUGGGAAAUAACAGCGGAUUAAAAAGGGCUUAGAAGCACCUAACUCUGGUUGUAAGCCUAAAACAGAUAUUUUCUGAAAUGUUAUAUCUCAGUUCUGAUUGGUUGAUUGGAAUGUUGUUCCAGAAUCAACAAGGAUGUUGAUCCAGGAACAUGUUGUACUUGGUGAAAUCACGCUCGCGCUCAACCUUUCCCAGAGUGAUCAAUAAAACAGAAGAUUCGCUGUGACUUUAAGUUGGUAUGCACAAUAUAUCGGUACCAUAAUGGGUAGCCAAUGUUGAGGAUGUUUUACAUUUAAUUUCCUAGGUUUGAACAUUUAAAUUACCAUUACAUUUUAGAAAACUGAUUAAGUGUUAAGGGAGUGACAUCAAAUUUGGCAUUUUUCUCUUAUC
Carassius auratus (goldfish) is the source of this 4218-nucleotide messenger RNA. RefSeq names its product heparan-sulfate 6-O-sulfotransferase 3-B-like. The record is from RefSeq and is a predicted model, not a curated record. Gene Ontology annotation, cellular component: membrane. Gene Ontology annotation, molecular function: heparan sulfate 6-sulfotransferase activity. Lineage: Eukaryota; Metazoa; Chordata; Actinopteri; Cypriniformes; Cyprinidae. The transcript is spliced from 2 exons. The coding region runs from base 796 to 2070 and encodes 424 amino acids.